AUGCGAAAGGCAGCUCGUCGAGUGCCGCCCGAGCUGCGACAGCGCACGGCACGCAGCUGCGAUCGUUGUAAGGCAAGAAAACACAAGUGCCUGCAAAUCCCCGGGCAAGCUCGCUGUCAGCACUGCGAACAUUUUAAUUAUACCUGCAAGACCACCAAGCCUAGAAAGAAAAGACUCUAUGGCAGCGCAGACAAUGUGCGCGCUCGAAUUGCCUAUCUGGAGGGCAUAGUCAAACAAUACGUCAAUGCUGAAGGAGACCUUUCCUCUCUCGAAGUACUGCAGGAGCUUGGAGCGUCGUUGAACAUUACUGUUGGCAACAUCCAAGAUGUCAAGCUUGAUUGUCCUGAGAUCGAUCCAUACGAGCCAGAACAGGCGACAUCCACUGAGCAGAACGAGGAGCUUGUUCAAGACCAGCAAGGCCAAGAUCAGUAUAUCGGCCCUGCAAGCUCCUAUUUCUUCCAAAUGAAGCUCAGGAGCCUCCUGGGGCGUCAACGCCAGCACCCAAGGUGUCAGAUGUAUCUCUUCGGUCCCAAUCCUACCGAGGAGACUCUGAAGCCAUUCGCUAGUGAUGUCCUCACAGAUUUCGAUGUCCGAGCGAUUGCGAUACCUUCGCAACUUGGUGUGGAUGCCGCUUGUCUACCGUACUCGGUUCCUUUGCUUGAUCAUUUCGUCAUCGAGGGACUGAUCCGAGCUUAUUUCGACUAUGUCAACGUCGACUUCCCUGUUCUCCAUGAGGCCUCGUUCUUGGAGACCUUCAAUAGAUGGCGAGUUUCACCAAGUUCGGUCGACCGACCGUGGGUCUGUGGUCUGUUAUGCGUAUUGCUCCUGAGCCGACGCAUUAUGCCGCUGGGGACGACUGAGACUCAGCAGCAAAAAUGGUGGACUUAUGUCGAGUCACUCUUGCCGAGCAUGAUCUUCACGAACAAUAUCCAUUCAAUCCAGGCACUGAUGCUGGCUGCCUUGCAUCUUCACAACACAAAUCAUCGUGACGCAUGCUGGACUCUGACUGGAGUAGCAGCCCGGAUCGCAGUUGCUAUUGGACUUCAUCGCGAUGAAGUAGUGUGUGAAGGCCCGCAACUGAAUAGAGAGCUUAGGAGGUCACUUUGGUGGACUCUCUAUAGCUUCGAGCAGAUUCAGGUCUCCUCUCAUGAUCGGCCCAGUGCCAUAGAAAGUACAUUAGGCUCCACUUCGCCGAAUGAGAGGGUACUCAACAUCAAUACCUCCAAUUGGCCUGCAGAUUAUGCGCCCUGGUCGACAAAGCUUGUGUCCAUCCUAGGCCUCGUAUGCCGCGCACUGCCAAAUCUCACUAGCGAGAGCGGCUUUUCCUCCGUCGCUGAAUUGCUUGGGGAAUUGACUCUGUGGCAUACAUCGCUACCACAGCAUCUGACCCUCCAGGAAUUCGACAUGUUGCCCGAUGGACACAAGAGACCGGUUCUCUUGCUGCAUAUCCAAUAUCACUAUACGGUCUCUUUGCUCACUCGCCACUCAUUGUUGCGACACCUUGCUUCCACGAUUCAAGGGCAGACCAGUGACAUGAAUGAAAAAGAACUCGAGACAAUCGCUAGGGUGUGUUGCGACUCCGGUCGGAAAAGUUGCGAAUUGUUGUUGCAUCUUGAUAUGAUCGGAAAGUUCAAUGCUGUGACCUGGUGGGACAUCUAUUACGUGUAUUCCUCGGCAUUAGUUAUGACGCUGAGUAUCUUGUCUGAUUGUACGCGACAGCAGAGUGAGGGGUAUAGCAAUCAUGAAUCGCUCUCCCUGCUCCACAACUGUGCGCUCAUUCUUAACCGUCACUCGGGUAACCCGAUGGUGCCCGAUACCAUGCGUCGCUGGAUUGGAGCUAUCUAUGACAUCGACAUGUUGGUUCAUGAAAGAGUAAGCCCGACGCAACAAGGACCUUUCAAUCAACAGGCACCUUUCAAUCAACAGGCACCUUUCAAUCAACAGGCACCUUUCAAUCAACAGGUACCUUAUAUGUAUGGCUCCGUUGCCAGGAAUGAGGUGUUCUACCCCAACACAGAGCACAACGCCUUGCAGAUGAACCCAGAAAUGGGUAUGGUCAUGAACGGCAACAAUGUUCCCGGGAUGCCCAUGCCGGUUUGGGGUGGUGAAAAUGAAUAUUUCUCUUGGGACUCAAUCGGGUGCAUGUUGCUUGGAGUGGAGGCACUCGACAGCUCGUUCGGGCUGUGA
Molecule: messenger RNA, 2187 nt
Organism: Aspergillus piperis CBS 112811
Lineage: Eukaryota; Fungi; Ascomycota; Eurotiomycetes; Eurotiales; Aspergillaceae
Exons: 3
Coding region: 1-2187 (728 amino acids)
Biological process (GO): DNA-templated transcription; regulation of DNA-templated transcription
Molecular function (GO): zinc ion binding; DNA-binding transcription factor activity, RNA polymerase II-specific; DNA binding
Source: RefSeq, a predicted model, not a curated record